AACACUAAAUUUGAAAAAAUAAAAUUAGGUGGUUUAAGCUUGACCCAUCUACACCUUUCUUAUAAUAAUAUAAAGCAGGAUCUGAAUGAUAUUUCAUUUAGUAAAACCCUAAAACAUAUUAAUCUAUCACACAACAAUUUUUAUGGUUGUAUUGAGGUAUUUAAUACUAUUCAUGAUUUGAGAAUAUUAGAUCUUUCGUACAAUUAUGAAGUAUCUAGUUGUAUGCCACAGUUCCAUCUAGGCCCUAAAUUAUCAAUUUUAAAUCUUUCGUAUAUUGAUUUAAAUGGUAACAUUCCAAGCUUUAGUGACAACACUAAAUUAAUAGCCUUGGAUCUUUCAAACAACAAUCUAUCGGGUGCUAUUCCAGAUUUUAGUAAAAAUCAUAAGCUGAAAAUCCUAGAUCUUUCAGACAACUAUCUAUCUGGUGGUAUUCCAGAUUUUAGUAAAAACCAUAAUCUGAGAAAAUUACAACUUUCAUAUAAUAAUUUGGUUGGUAAUAUUCCAAGCUUUAGUAAUAAUAUUGAUUUAACGCUAUUAGGUGUUUCAGACAAUAAGCUAUCGGGCACUAUUCCAGAUUUUAGUAAAAAUCGUAAGCUGAGAAACUUACAUCUUUCAUCUAAUAAUUUAACUGGCAACAUUCCAAACUUUAUUAAUAACAUCGGUUUAACGAAACUGUAUCUUUCAAAUAACAGUUUGUCAGGUAUUAUUCCAGAUUUUAGUAAGAAUUAUAUGCUAAAAAGAUUAGACCUUUCAUAUAACAAUUUAACUGGCAAUAUUCCAAGCUUUAGUAGUAAUACUAAAUUAGUGGUUUUGCAUCUUUCAAACAACAACCUAUCGGGUGCUGUUCCAGAUUUUAGCAAAAAUCAGAAGCUGACAGAAUUAGACAUUUCUUAUAAUCGCUUAUCAGGUGAUCUUCCGAGUUUUAGUAAUAAUCGAAGAUUGCUUUUGUUAUCUCUGCACAACAAUAGCAAUUUUACCUAUAAUUGUCCUAAUAAUAAACAGUUAAUUGGUCCAAAACGGAAUAAAAAAUUAGAAAAUUGUCAAUUGGGUCAAAUCACGUUCUCUGAAGGUUGUGAGUUUAGUAGUAUGCUUUUAAGGAACUGUGAAAUUGAGGUUAUAUCAAAUGCAAAGUCUAUAUAUUACGCCAGUAUAGUUCAAGUAUCAGUUGUGCUACCUGUGUUGCUGUUUAUAUGA
This is a messenger RNA of Schistocerca gregaria, 1194 nucleotides long. RefSeq lists its product as uncharacterized. NCBI's taxonomy places the organism in Eukaryota, Metazoa, Arthropoda, Insecta, Orthoptera, Acrididae. The record is from RefSeq and is a predicted model, not a curated record. Gene Ontology annotation, molecular function: protein binding. The transcript is spliced from 16 exons. Gene Ontology annotation, cellular component: plasma membrane. Bases 223 to 1194 code for a protein of 323 amino acids.